Angiostrongylus costaricensis is the source of this 1740-nucleotide messenger RNA. NCBI's taxonomy places the organism in Eukaryota, Metazoa, Nematoda, Chromadorea, Rhabditida, Metastrongylidae. The record is from the annotation of a GenBank genome assembly.
AUGCAUUUAACGUCGUCACUGCGUCGGAAUAGCUCAACAUCAUCAGAUAGCGAAGGAAUCCACGGUAACAGCAGAUUCAUGGAAGGAUUGCGAAGUGAUCGACGACGACACAGUGAUGAUGACAAGUUUUCACGUGACGCUCGUCGAAUAUUUCGUGUGCUUACCGAGCGUGAUCCCAGGCUGACCACAGAACAAGGGAUUCGAAGACUAUUUGAUGAGGUUGACAGCGGCAACGUGCAGACUCAGGAAGAGCUCUUCGAGAGAAUGUUCAACAUUGCUGAAAUUGAAGAGAAUAUUCAGCAGUCAGCAGCGACAACGCCAGAAGAUGAGAACUUAUUUGUGGAACAUUUGCGGUGCACUGUAGAAGGUAUGGGGAAGCCACAGUUGGAGGAUCGCAAUGGACAGCGUACACAUAAAUCAGUGGUAAUACUGUCUUGUAUUUUAACUAUUCUUUGUGCUCUUUUCAAAAAGGAGUCCUACUUCAUCACUGACAAUAAUUGGGAGCCUUAUAUCAACUUCGCAUUUUCUCUAUUAGCGUUCAUAUUAGCAGUUGGAGCGGCCGACAAACAUCUACCCUACUGUUGUCUGGCAUGCGGUAUAUCUACGUUUUUCGCCAUGACUACUUUUGUCAGCCUAGCUGACGCCAAUGACAGAUAUGCCCUGUUUGGCGUGUUUGCUAACAUGAUGUCAUGCCUUCCCACUAUCUUGUCGCGGAUGCGAUUCGCAGCUGGGAGCUGGCGUAUUUGGCGUCCUUUAGUUCAUUUCAGAAUUGGUUAUAUGGCCGUGAAUUUGGGAAUUCCUUCUAUAUGUCUUCUAUCAAUUCCGAUAGUGUAUUUUCUGAUGGCAACUAGGACUAAAACAUGGCCAGAGGCUGCACAUUCAGUUGUGCCUCACAUAUAUGUUGACCUGAUUCUUACAUGUUCCGUGAUUUCGCUGUUGUUUUUUCCUACUCUGGCGGCAGCUGUCGUUGUCCUAUCUGUGGUGGCUAUUCAGAUCCAGAGUGCUAUUGACCUUAAUCGUGGCAAGUUCAUAUUUCAGGUCAGUUGGGCUAAAGCGACCUUCACGUUGUUUGUUCUGGUGUCACCGUUCGUUGUAAUCAAAUGCUAUAACUUUAUCACACACCGUUUCAAGCUUGGUGCCUCGCUAUCAUACAGUGAAAGAAGGAAAUGGAUUAUGUUCUUCAUCUACUUUUCUUCUCUGUUGAUGGCGAUCUCGUUUUUAUACGAAGGCCAGAUGACAUUUGAUCCCGCUACAGAUGUCACUAAUAUGACUUGGACCCACUACGAUCGUUACUGCUCCAUGAGUUCAUCGAAUACUAUUGAAAAUCAAAUCCACUGCAGUCAACUCAAAGGAACAUCAAUAAACUGGAAAGGAACAGUGCAGUCAGUGCGAGUGGUGAACAUAGACAACUCAUUCGAAACGUUGCUUGCCUAUUUGCCGGAAUCUAUAUCUCAAACCAUGAGUGCAAAUGAAUGCUCUCUAACAGAGCACAACGUGUACACAUUUGAGAUAGAGGUUUCGGGUCCAUACGGAGAGCGCAUUGUGAGUAGUGCUAAAGGACAGCUGGUUCUUAGCGCUAGCCACGUAUUUUAUGAGAUGCUCAGGCUCGUCGACGAAGGCGACGUCAUACGCUUUAUUGCUUUCUUUGACCAGUAUCCGGUAUUCCGCUAUCCACCACGACUAAAGCUUCUGCAGCUGGAAUGCUUGAACUGCAAGCAGGUGUUGUUUUUCAUUCUAUAA